GUGGUGUUCAUGGCCAAACAACGUCUACAAAUACUAUUGUAAUAUGUGAUGAUGUCAUUUUGUGCGUUGCACCGAAAUUAUGUGGUUGAUGACAUCAACAACUUAGUUUGUGUUACACAAACUUGUGACUAAUUCUGUACGUUCAGUGAAAAGUGAUAUAACUCGAAUAUAUAAAUUUUUGGGAAAUCGCAUUUAAAGUAAAGAAAAUCCUGCUAAAUGGCUAUUGGAGAUGACGCGGUGAAUUUCUUUUUUUGGUGAUAGAUAACAUUAGGAAUAAUCAGAUUGACCGCCUGGCCAGCCGUACAUAAUGGCUUUAUGGAAAAUUAUCGCUUUCAUGUGGGCAGUUUCCGUCUAUGCAGAAUCAAAAUGGGACUAUCGGCACAAGCGUGAAAUUCUCACUUCUAUAUGCGAUCCAGUGCAUAAUAACACAAAUAAGGUCCAAUGUUACUGCGGCCGUUUAUCUCAUCAUCCGGACCAAAUAGGCACUGCCGAAUGUUAUCAGACAGCAAACAAUCUAACCUUAAACGAUCCUGGCUGGGAGAAGUUCAAAAUAUUGCAAAACGUCAGCAGGCUAACACUAACAAAUACUCGAGGAAUAGCUAUGAACUACAUACCAACUAAUGCCCUUAUAUAUACUAAAGCAAUACUGAGGUUGGAUGUAAAGUACUGCAAUAUAGAAAACAUACACCAAUAUGCUUUUGCUAACCUAAGCUUGGUUGAAGAGCUCACUUUAAGAGACAAUCAAAUCAAAAUGAUGGUAGCAAACUCAUUUGCUCACCACGUAAGGCUUAAAACUAUCAGCUUGGAUCAAAACAAUAUUGCAGAAAUAAACCGCAACGUAUUUGUUGAUUUGCCAUCUUUGGAACAAUUAUUCUUGACAGCUAAUAAAAUAACCACUAUUCACGACAAGGCAUUUGUGCAUUUAACAAAUCUUAAAGAACUUGAAAUAGAUAAGAAUAAAAUAUUCAGUUUAAAUAGUGAAACUUUUUCUGGUUUGAGAAAUUUACAAAAACUAGAACUAAGUGGUAAUAAUCUAGAAGUAGUUGGAGAUAAUACAUUUGCGCCUCUCGUUAACCUGAGAUUUUUGAAUUUAGGUGACAAUAAAAUUCAAAUGUUGGAUGAAAAAGCAUUUAACGGACUGUCAAGGUUACAGGUGUUGUCUUUAGAAAAUAACAAGUUAUCGACUCUUGCAAAUGAAAAAGUUUUUGAGGGAUUACAGAGUCUUACAUCCUUGAGUUUAAAGAAUAAUGAAGUGAAAGCUAUAAAACCAGAAGUAAUUUUACCAAUACUUAGCAAUUUUUAUGGAAAAACUUCCUUAUUGAAUAUAGAAGGGAAUAGAUUGGAUUGUAACUGCCAAAUCGAUGUUUUCAAGCCUCUUUUAAAUAAAACACAGAAUGUGCGUUUAAGUAUAGAUCUUCAAAAUCUUCAGUGUUAUCCAAGUGAGGAUAUCAAACGUAAAUGGGAUAAAGCACAAGAGAGCGUGAAAAAUUCUGGCCAAGUCUUUGAAGAUGUCGAACCACAAGGAGAAAGUGCUGCCUAUGAAUAUUACGAUGAUACUGAACUAAAUGGAACUCUAUUCUAUUUUGAUAUGAGGUUCAUAUUAAACUGCUCUGGUGAAGAAAAAACUACACCGAGUGUAACUGAAAUAAGUUUAGCACCAACAACGUUACCUGCACAUGUUGCAACGAUUAAAGAUUUAAACAUCAAAAUAUCUACUAGUCCUACUUCAGGUGUUAUUUCUACAACUAUAAAACCUAUUACUAUGAAACACAUUCUCAAUGAAAUUGACAACAAAGGUACUUUAGACUUAUCAAAGGCUGCAACCGCUACAGGACAUUCCAAGAUAAGCGGAAAAUUCAAGCAUGAUGAUAAUAAUAAUAAAAUUCAUAGUGACAAUAAGGAAUUAUUACUACAGGAUGGGAAAUACGAUAAUAAAAGUGAUAAAAAAGACACUGUAUAUACAACAACACGCCUUGCUACUGUAUCAGCUAAGCCUAUAGAAAAUAAACAGUAUGAAAAUAUGGCUUCCGAUGAAGCCAAACCAGAUAGAUUAAAAUCACAUAGAAACAUAGAAGAAGAAAUGGAAGAUCCACCUAAAUUUAAAAGUAAUAAUGCGCACAGAGAUGAGAUCUGUAUACUUUUCGUUGUAACAAUAGUAUUUAAUUUGGGACUACUUUUGUAACUAGGCUUAUUUAGUCGGUAAUAAUUUUACUCAUAGUACCUAUUAUUUAAUAAAAUAUCUCACAGUCAGUCAGUAAAAUAAAUAAAUAAUGUUUAAGAC
This is a messenger RNA of Chilo suppressalis (striped riceborer), 2281 nucleotides long. The record is from the annotation of a GenBank genome assembly. NCBI's taxonomy places the organism in Eukaryota, Metazoa, Arthropoda, Insecta, Lepidoptera, Crambidae.